Messenger RNA from Hirsutella rhossiliensis, 756 nucleotides. RefSeq names its product MYND finger domain-containing protein. The coding region runs from base 1 to 756 and encodes 251 amino acids. The record is from RefSeq and is a predicted model, not a curated record. Lineage: Eukaryota; Fungi; Ascomycota; Sordariomycetes; Hypocreales; Ophiocordycipitaceae. The transcript has a single exon.
AUGGCCCUUGAGUGCAAUAGCUGCAAGAAGUCGCCGCCUGAAGUCGCCCUCAAGAGGUGCGCGAAAUGUUCCACAACGCCGUACUGCUCCAGGGAUUGCCAGAAGGCAGACUCGAAGGCCCACAAGAAGGUUUGCAGCAAACAACAGGCCGACGCCACGACGUCGUUUCAAGAUGGGUCUACGACGACAAAUUUGUCGCCUCCGAAGGGGUUGGAACACGGCGUCGCCCACCCCUUCACACGUCUUGAAUUCACGCGUCUUGAAAAUCGCACUUGGCUCCAUGAUCGAUCGGAAAGAGAUGUCUACGGGUUGCUGAUCGACGCUUACCGGCUGCGCGUUGAGGACAUGUACAACAUUGAAGGCGAAGCAGACACGGAUAGCAUAUAUGGUGGUGCCGCCAAUGGGCUGCGUGGCUUCAAGCGCUUCCUGGGGCGCGUCGAGCGUUGUCCCGGUUUACUGCCGCCGUGGUGGGAUGCAAAGAAGAAGAAAGAGUGUGAGACACUCGGCAUGACCCCGUCGCAAUGGCACGACCUACGAUGCGCGGUGGAAAAGAGCGACAUCAUCGAGCAAUAUGGGGAUUCACGAUUCCCGAUGCAGCUUCGGAUGUUUGCUGAGUCCGUGUAUGGUCGAGCUCCGGGCGGGACAAGUGGGACGGCGAUGAGGCAAAUGAUGGUUGCGAUGGAGCAGGGUAAAGCAGAGGAUGGAGUCGCAUAUGGACAGGUCAGCAGCCAUGCUUGGUCGGCGGUGAAGGGAUAG